Messenger RNA from Tetranychus urticae (two-spotted spider mite), 2309 nucleotides. RefSeq lists its product as uncharacterized. Gene Ontology annotation, molecular function: DNA binding. NCBI's taxonomy places the organism in Eukaryota, Metazoa, Arthropoda, Arachnida, Trombidiformes, Tetranychidae. Gene Ontology annotation, biological process: DNA-templated transcription. The record is from RefSeq and is a predicted model, not a curated record.
CAACAUUAAUUAAAGGUUCGACGUUAAUGCAUGUCUUUGUUUACCCAGCUUACUUUCAAUUAAUUUUUAGUUUCCUUUAAUCAAUUAGAUUUGUUCAACAUAUUUUAUUUUUUAAUUUACUGUAAAUAAUUUAAAAUGAAAUCAGAAUCAAUUAAAGUGAAAUAUAAGCCAAUCUAUGAACCCAUUUGUGUUACUGAAUGGUCUUCUAACGGUCUACCUGAUUGGGGUAGCAAAAUUGAUACAACUCUCAAAACAGAGGGGAAAGAGUUACUAUUAGAGUGUAAAGAUCCUCUAAGUGAUGUUCAAUAUUCUGGGAAACAAUUUAUUCCAAAUUAUCGGAAAUACAUGAUUCUUGAAAUUGAAGAAGGCAAGGCUCAUCUCAAGCCAUGUGCUUAUUUUCGCAUGAAACCACAGAUAAAUAUGCCUAAUCGUAAAUCGGGUAACUUGUCAUCUCUAUCUAUAAAAGAGCAAAUGGAUGAAUACAAUGAAAAAUUUGGAUCAAAGAGGACCAUCAAACGGUUAGCGGAAAAGAAAAAAUUUGCAAUUGCUUUUGGAGAGGAAGAUUACGAGGAAAUGAAAGACAAGACAGCUUUGAUAGCCAGCAAAUCGUCUGCACCAACAACUGAAGUCACUAAAACCAAAGCUGAUUCAACAGACAUUCUUAAUGACGCCUUUUUAAUGCCUGCUCGUAACCAGAGUGCUACUUCAGCAAGAGAAGUCUACAAUAUUAACGACAUUGUUUCGGAAAGCAUGGUAACCUCUGUUGAAUCAUCUUAUGACCUAGAAGAUUUCUUGAAAUGUAUCAACUCUCCACUGGUUCAACAUUUUGCUGGCAGCGCUAAAAGUAAUCUGGAAAAAGUUUGCUGUAUUUUCUUGGAUACUUUGAUCAAGCUUAAAAAUUUUCGUUCUCACGACUUGAAAAGGGUUGAAUCUCAUGGGCUACUUGGUUUACAAAGCAUGGUGCUUCAACAACACAUCUUGGAAAAUUAUACAGUCUCGUUGCAUGAAAAUAAAAAACCCGUUCGAACCAUGACAGAGAAAUGUAAAGACAAGAUUAUUAUCCAUGGUUUAAUUUUAUCAAUUUAUCUUAACCAUUUCAAGCCAUUGCUCAUUUCAGCAUUAUCUAAAGUCUUCCUCACAUCAGCACUCAAGAUGAGGAAAUUGGGAAAUAUUGUUGGCUGUCAUGUUGAUGUAAACAAAACUAAGACUGACAGAGUUUUCAUCUUUCGAUUACCUUUGCAUGUAAUGGAUGAUAAGGUGUUCAAACGAAGACGAGCCAAUUAAUUUACUCAAUUCCACCUCUAAUUUCGGAGAUAGAGGUUUCAUCGAUCUGUGAAUAACCGAUAAACCGUUUAAUUUAAAUUGUUAUAAACACGGACCGAAAAGAAGAUGAAAUUAUAUUUUUGUUUUGGAAAAUAUUUAAUAGUUGAACAUUACGUUACAUGAUGUUUAACUUGUAAAUUAGUGUAUCAAGAAAAGUUAAAAAUCCAUGGAAUGGAAGAGGGAAAAAUUUUGCUAGAUAAAUGAUGAGCUAAAAUGAUUUAGAUGAUUGGAAGGAAGAAUCAAAUUCUUUACCAGCCUCCCCAUUCAUCCCAAUGAUCACAUCCACAAUGGUCUUUGAUGAUUAUGUUUUCACCUUUACCCUUCUUUCCACUGGACAAGAUGGUUGAACCACAUUUACCUUGAAGGACAAUAUUAUCACCUCCUUUGUCACCAGCUUCAACAUUUGAUGAAACGAUGAGGAGAACAAUUAAAAGACCGCAAAAGAAUUUGGUAUUCAUUUUGAUUUUGGUUGGUGUUUGAGCGAUUUAGCAAAAGAUGAAACAAGUGUUGAACUGUUGAAAAGAAAAGAAACGAAAAAGGAUUUCUGAUUAGUAUCGUUAUAAAUCGAAAGUUGGUUCAGUUUUGUUCAAUAGACAACUUACCUGGAGAAUGAACUGAUUGGAAAUGAUGGUUUGACAGAGGCAUCAGCAGCCUUUAAAUACUAACUUUAAAAUUUAACUAAUUAAACCAUGUCCAACCUUCUUGGCUGUGCUUUUCCCUUAUCCCUUCUAAUCUACCGGGCUAAUCAACGGGUUUGAUGAUAAUUUGAUGGAAACAAUUGAUCACAUUCAUGUAACAGAACGCUUAAUAAGCCACACGAAAAUCGGAAAUCAAUAUUAAUAAGUGUCAACUAAAUCACUUGAUGACUAGAGUAGGUAUAUUGUUAUUAUAACCAUACAUCUAAUUUGAGAGUAAUUUGCUUUUCACGGAAAGCAAAAAGAUUAAAGGUCAUCUCUUUUGUUCAUAUUAAAUUAUCAACAAUUUAA